This is a messenger RNA of Actinia tenebrosa (Australian red waratah sea anemone), 548 nucleotides long. RefSeq lists its product as uncharacterized. Lineage: Eukaryota; Metazoa; Cnidaria; Anthozoa; Actiniaria; Actiniidae. The record is from RefSeq and is a predicted model, not a curated record.
UAGAUAUUAUUACCAUGACAACCACAUUGCUGACGUUUGCAGUGCUAGCCUUAACAACGAUCUUCUAUUGUGAAGCGACAACGUUCACCACGUGUGAUUUCCCAUACGAGAAGGUUGGCUGCUUCUGUGACAAAGAGGACCGAGCGUUACCAGAAGAACUCGUCAACGACCGUGACCCGACCAACCCGGCCUGGAGUGGUCACAUGAUUGAUUGGAAACAGUACGAUAAAUCUCUCCAUAGCCUAGCCUGUCGAUGUGCUGCCAAAGCAAAAGCAAAGGGCUACAAGGUGUUUGGUCUGCAGUUUUUUGGAGAGUGUUGGAGCGGGCCUGGUGGCGAGAAUACCUAUGCCAAAUAUGGUGUUGCUAAUAGCGACAYAUGUUAUCAGGAUAUCUACCAUUCAGAGAAUGUUCACUGCGAUAAGAGAAAACAACUAGAAUGUAUUGGUGGAAUCUGGACUAACUACGUAUAUAGGUUGAAAGUGAAAGAAAGUGAGUUGACGUCAAAAGCGAUCCUUUCAAAGCUGCGAUCGACUUCAUCAAACAGUUGA